AUGGCGAUCAAGCUUGCAUUAAUCUUGAUAUUCAUGUCCUUCUCUUCCCUCUCUCAAGCCCUAUCAAAUGAAACUGUCACCAACAUCAACUACUGGUGCAACACCACUCCUCAUCCAGAAUCUUGCAGGAUCUUCAUGGGAGGCCAGCACAGUUUUGUACCAAAAUCUAAACCAGACUUUAGAACGAUGGCAGUGGAAGCAGCCAUGGAACGAGCCCUUUACGCGCAGACUCAUGCAAAGGAACUGGGUCAACAUUGUCAUAGCAAGCAUGCCAAGGCUGCAUGGUUGGACUGCUCAAAACUCUUCGACGACACAGUUCUCCAACUCAACCGGACCUUACAAGGCCUACAAAACAAUGCCAGCGAUUUCGAUGCUCAAACAUGGCUCAGCGCUGCCCUAACAAAUCUUGAAACUUGUCGAGCAGGGUCUCUUGAGCUGAAUGUCUCGGAUUUCAUAUCUUCAAUCUUAUCGAAUAAUGUUUCUGAGCUAAUCAGCAAUAGCUUGGCGAUCAAUGGGGCUUUUCUUGCCCAACAAGAUGCCCAAAGCGGGUACCCGAGUUGGAUUUUGGAUGGUGAAAGACAGCUGUUGAAAUCUUCGUCGUUGGCUUCUCAGGCUAAUUUUAUUGUUGCUAAAGAUGGGUCAGGAAAUUUUCGAUCUAUCCAAGCUGCGAUUAACUCUGCAGUAUCGAAGAGAACUGGGAAUGGAAGGAUAAUCAUAUAUGUGAAAAAAGGUAUUUAUAGGGAGAAUAUUGAGAUAAGCAGCAACAUGAAUGAGAUCACUUUAGUUGGAGAUGGGUUGAGAUAUACAGUAAUCACAGGCAGCCGGAGUGCUACGACAGGGUUCACAACUUACAGCUCUGCUACUGUUGGUAAGGGACCUCUCUCUCUCUCUCUCCUUGCUGCUUUGUUUCUCUGA
Camellia sinensis is the source of this 915-nucleotide messenger RNA. The record is from RefSeq and is a predicted model, not a curated record. NCBI's taxonomy places the organism in Eukaryota, Viridiplantae, Streptophyta, Magnoliopsida, Ericales, Theaceae.